AUGCAUUCCUUUCAGCUCUCAGCAAUAGCAGCAGCUAUGCUGGCUGGCCUCCUUGUGCAGGCUGUUCCUAAACCCCCUGCGCAGAAUUCCUCGAGGCCCGACUCUAGCCUCCCGAGCUCAAGUUUUGGUAUUCCCGGCCAGGACUACGAAUUCGACUAUAUCAUCGUGGGCGGCGGCCAAGCUGGUCUCGCGGUGGCAAGUCGACUAGCUGAGAAUAGGUCCCUGAGCGUGGGCGUGAUCGAAGCCGGCAGCUUCUACGAGAUCACCAACGGCAAUCUUAGUGUGAUCCCGUCCAACGGUGCCUGGUUCAGCGGCAAAGAUCUCGAGCAUAACUGGCAGCCGGGUGCUGAUUGGGGCCUCGUGACCGAGCCUCAGGAGGCGCUACUCAACGUGCGUGCUCAUUAUCCACGAGGCCGUAUGCUGGGAGGAUGCAGUGCGCGCAACUACAUGACCUACCACCUUCCCACUCGUGGAUCCAUUGACCAGAUGGCCGAAGCGACCGACUCGGAAGCCUAUAAAUUCGACAAUUUUUUCCCAUACUUCACCAAAAGCCAGAAUUUUACACCCCCGGUUGGCGGUACUUGGGACCGGUUUGCGAACUCAACACCUGAAUAUGAUUCGGCGAAACUUGGUACUGACGGCCCCCUGUCAGUGCUAUACCCCAAGUACGCACAUCCUUUCGCUAGCUGGGCGGCCAAGGGACUCGAGGCAAUCGGGCUGAAGUCCCAGAGUGGAAUGGAAAGUGGCGAAUUGUCAGGAGCAUUCUCCUACACUCUCAUGACAAUUCGUCCCGACGACAACACCCGUGACUCAUCCGAGACAGCCUUCCUGCGGCCACACCUGAACGUGCACGGCCCCAAUCUGAUUACUUUUGUGUCCACGAUGGCCAAGCGCGUGUUGUUCGAUGAGAGCCGACGGGCCACUGGCGUGCUGGUCGACACGCAAGGUCUUCAGUACAAAAUUCGCGCGCGCAGGGAGGUGAUUGUUUCUGCCGGUGCCUUCCACAGCCCACAGCUUCUGAUGGUGUCUGGUAUCGGGCCCAAGGCUGCAUUGGAGGCGCAGGGAAUCGAGGUGAUCCAGGACAGCCCUGGUGUGGGCCAGAACAUGAAAGACCACGUCCUUUUCGGUAGCACUUACAGAGUCAACGUCCCCACUGGUUCUGCCUUUCGCAACCCUGAGAAGCGGGCCCUAUAUGAGGAGCAGUACGCACAUGGCCAGGGUCCCAUGACCAACACGGGUUUCGAUAUUCUUGGCUGGGAGCGUCUCCCCCGAAACAGCCUCACCAACUCCACUAUUUCGCUGCUGGACUCGACCUUCUCGGCCGACUGGCCUGAGGUCGAGUAUCUUCCCAACGGCGGCUACUUCGGCAACGCGACCAACUUCCAGACCAACCAGCCCAAUGACGAAUAUCAGUACGCAUCUAUCAUCGCCGGCCUAGUUGCCACACUGUCGACCGGGAACGUCACAAUUAAGUCCAACGAUAUGGCAGACGCGCCCAUCAUCAAUCCCAACUGGCUCAGCCACCCUGCCGACAAGGAGGUCGCCAUCGCGGCUUUCAAGCGCACGCGCGAUGUCUGGGCAUCGCCGGCUAUGCAACCUCUACUGGUCGGUGAGGAGUACUUCCCGGGUUCCUCCUUAUCAACCGACGAAGACAUCUGGCGCCACAUCCAGGCCAGCUUUUCCACCAUCUUUCACCCCGCCUGCACUUGUCGUAUGGGACCCGAGGGCGACAGUAUGGCCGUGCUUGAUGCUGAGGCCAGGGUGCGCGGUGUCGUGGGCCUCCGCGUUGUGGACGCCUCGAGCUUGCCCAUCCUGCCUCCUGGCCAUCCAAUGUCUGUUAUCUAUGCCCUCGCGGAGAAGAUCGUUGGCGACAUUUUGAAUGGCAAUUAA
Molecule: messenger RNA, 1890 nt
Organism: Diaporthe amygdali
Lineage: Eukaryota; Fungi; Ascomycota; Sordariomycetes; Diaporthales; Diaporthaceae
Exons: 3
Coding region: 1-1890 (629 amino acids)
Biological process (GO): secondary metabolite biosynthetic process
Molecular function (GO): flavin adenine dinucleotide binding; oxidoreductase activity, acting on CH-OH group of donors
Source: RefSeq, a predicted model, not a curated record